CGCGAUCACAGAUUGUUCAUUAUUAAGGCGUGCUUGUUUUUGUUUACCGAUCACGUAAGAAAUGGGAGACUAUAUAAGAUUCGGUGGCAACGCAUUUCUGGCUAGAAUUUGGACAAAAUGGCCAACAGAGUGCUUUGGACGUUCCUCUUUGCCCUUACUGUCCUGCAGUCAUCGUGGUCGGCUCCCACCUUUAAAAGACUGCAGGUGGAAUUCGAUGUGGCCAACGAGAUGUUUCAGCUAAUGUCGGCCACCUUGGAAGACUUCAAAGACUUUUUUCAAAGUGUUAUCGACGAGGCCGAGCUUAUUUUACCUCCAGACUCCAAAAGCACCAUCCUUGAGAUGUGUCAGGAGCUCAUAAACGUUUUGAACACCAUGGAUAUUGAGGACUCCUUGGAAAUGGAGAGAAUGGAGGAAGCUAUGGAGGAUAUUGUGAACCUCUUUGAAUCAUUGGACAGCUCUAAGCUCAGCUCGGAGGCGGAUGAAAUUGUCGUGUCCAUUUUUGAGCAGCAUGGAGGUGAGGACAUUGAGAGGAGACUGGAGGAAAAAUUGGCAGAUGCAUUGCAGAGGAUCGAGCAGAGAUUGGCGGAUUAUAUAAGCACUUGGACCGACAGUCGGCAGGCAAGAAAUUCGGAUUUCCUAAAGUGGUUCAUGGACUUCAAAAAUGAAAAGGAUCCCUUUGAAAAACUAGAUUUACUAUAUCAAAGUGAUUUCCUUUGACUCUUAAUACGAAGUGAGAAGCUAUAAAUAUAUUAUAAUACUUUUACUAACCUGUAAUU
Messenger RNA from Drosophila kikkawai, 776 nucleotides. RefSeq names its product Olfactory-specific 9 (gene OS9). Lineage: Eukaryota; Metazoa; Arthropoda; Insecta; Diptera; Drosophilidae. The record is from RefSeq and is a predicted model, not a curated record.